Messenger RNA from Theileria parva strain Muguga, 1120 nucleotides. RefSeq names its product guanine nucleotide-binding subunit beta-like protein (gene GBLP). NCBI's taxonomy places the organism in Eukaryota, Apicomplexa, Aconoidasida, Piroplasmida, Theileriidae. The record is from RefSeq and is a predicted model, not a curated record. Gene Ontology annotation, cellular component: cytosol; nucleus. The transcript has 4 exons. Gene Ontology annotation, molecular function: translation regulator activity; protein kinase C binding; ribosome binding. The coding region runs from base 95 to 1090 and encodes 331 amino acids. Gene Ontology annotation, biological process: positive regulation of protein phosphorylation; rescue of stalled cytosolic ribosome.
AUAAUAUCAGAAUUAUACAUAAUUUAAUAAAACCAAUUUGGGUUCCAAAUCUUUAAUGAAUUGAUAACUAAUUUGUAAACUUCGAUUCAUAAAAAUGGCCUCAGUAGCAACUGAAAAGUUAAGCAACAGCGUCUUAGAAUUUAAAGGAGUCCUCUCAGGAGGACACCACGGGUGGGUCACAUCCAUUUCAACUCCUCUGAAGACAGACGUUAACACGAUCAUCUCAGCAUCCAGAGACAAGAGAUUAAUGAUAUGGGAAAUGUUCGAUGAGGAUGUAGAUGGUCAAGUAGGUGUAGCAAAGAGGGCAUUAACAGGUCACUCACAGACAGUUCAGGACGUUUCAAUGUCCUCAGAUGGUCUUUUCGCCCUGUCAGGAUCAUGGGAUGGAACCCUUAGGUUGUGGGACCUAGUAAAGGCAUGCUCAGUCAGAGUAUUCAACGGACACACCAAGGAUGUCAACAGUGUAGCAUUUAGCCCUGACAACAGACAAAUCAUUUCUGGAAGCAGAGAUAAAACCAUCAAACUUUGGAACACCCUUGCCGAAUGUAAAUAUACUAUCACCAACUCAACCCAUACCGACUGGGUAUCAUGCGUCAGGUUCUCUCCAAGUGGAAAGGAACCCAUUUUUGUAUCUGGUGGGUGGGAUAAACUCAUUAAGGUUUGGGACCUAAGAACAUGUCAACUGAAGCACACAUUGUAUGGUCAUGAGGGUGUAGUAUAUUCAGUUUCAAUAUCACCAGACGGGUCACUUUGCGCAUCUGGUGGCAAAGAUGGAGUAGCAAGACUGUGGGACAUGAAGGAAGCAAACAGCCUGCACCUCCUGGAUGCAGGAUCUACAAUUAACGCAUUAUGCUUCUCACCUUGCAACUACUGGCUCUGCGCAGCAACAGAUAAGGCAAUCAAGAUCUGGGAUCUAGAAAACAAGAACAUUCUCGCAGAGAUCAAUAAUGAUAGAACGAAGAAGGUGGGACUACCAUGGUGUGUUUCCUUGUGUUGGUCCCCCGACGGCAGAGUCCUCUACGCAGGGUCAACUGACGGAAAUAUAUACGUAUACCAAGUCAGCAGGAACUACAGCUACCUUACGAAUUAAUAUCAGCUCUAAUGUCAUAUUAUUAGUUCA